Anopheles funestus (African malaria mosquito) is the source of this 11317-nucleotide messenger RNA. RefSeq lists its product as uncharacterized. Gene Ontology annotation, molecular function: DNA-binding transcription factor activity, RNA polymerase II-specific; RNA polymerase II cis-regulatory region sequence-specific DNA binding. Lineage: Eukaryota; Metazoa; Arthropoda; Insecta; Diptera; Culicidae. The record is from RefSeq and is a predicted model, not a curated record. The transcript is spliced from 4 exons. Bases 806 to 10564 code for a protein of 3252 amino acids. Gene Ontology annotation, biological process: regulation of transcription by RNA polymerase II. Gene Ontology annotation, cellular component: nucleus.
AGACUAGAAAGAAUGAUUAUGCUACUGAAAAGCUUCCGCAAACAUUGGAAAAGAAAUUAUGCCUCGAAACAUACUUUAAUGUUUCGUAAAACUAAAGUACAAAACAUGAUUCCACCCUACCGGAUGCGAAGAACCAAAUCCUGGACCCGGAGAGAGCGAGAGAGAAAAAGAACAAGAACGCUUCACAGAUCGAACAACGAAGAGAGCGAACGCGUCAAAGCGAGAGAGGAGCGAUGAUGGAAGAAAAAUAAUACGGUCGCCAUUACGUUUUCGCUUGCUUGAUAAACGUGUUGUUAGGAAAAACCGAAAAAGCACCUCGAAAAAGGUGCCACAAGCGGCCCAAACUAUCAGCAAACAGAAGUUUUCGACACGUUCUACAAGAAAACAGUGGAUGAUCGGUGUAAAGUAUUUAACCGUUCCGGACAGAGCAACGUGCCGCAAUAGUGUAGUAAAGAUAGUGAAAAUAUAUCAGGCUAUUACUGUAGUGUGACGUGUGUGAAAGCCAUCAUCGGCGUGCUCGCUAAUGCUCAACGUUCUUUUGCCCGUCUUCCGGUGGGCGUCGAUGCGUAAUUCCCCCUGCAAUUGCAUCAGUUCGCUACACCCCCAAACGCUACUAUUCCAGUUGUUUACGUAUGCAUUAAGAAACUAAAGGAUACGACCGACCGAUGCAACAUCCUUUGUGACCAAGGCAACAUACAAACAAUAUUUGUGCCGGUGAAGACGUCGAACAAAUACCGCUUGUACAUGUGUGCUUACCAGCAGGAAAUACAAAUUUAAACAAUAAAUCCUCAGUGAGGUUUAAAUUAUGGACAAUGAGAAUGGAUGCGAAGUCACUAUUACUUCAGCUGAUAAAAUUACGUCAAAGGAAAACAAUAUUCAGUCCGAUUGCAUCACAAAACCAGUGGUCGAACGCCACAUUCGUCUAUCAACCUCCAUCGAUACGAAAAUCGCUGCAAUGGAAGAAGAUAAGAAAUCCCCUACAUUGCACUCCGGACAAAAUCCAACAGAACAUGGUUCAGACGAUGGUUCGGCAACGAUCGUUCCAUCGACUUCAGAAGCAAACACCGGUAGCGAGUUGGAGAAACCUUCCGAGAAAUCCCAAACGAGCAUGGCAGAACCGGGAGAAGACGAGAUGGCGUAUAAUGUACUUAAACAGUUGGAAUCUCCUGCUCAUGAAACAGGUGCUGUUCAGCAAGAAGUUGAAGGUGCCGCCCACAAUGGCGUUGGAGCUGAGGGAUGCGAAAUUGAUGAAAGUGUGGAAGCAAACGUUGAAUUGGGAAUGGAACAACCAGAUUUGUCAAACCGAUAUGAUGAAAAUUCAGCGAAAGAAUGCGAGCAAAGUGUCACACAGAAUGCGGAUGGUUCGCAUUUCGAGGCAGCCGGAAAGUCAUCCAUUAAAAGUGAGGCUUAUUUCACGGAAGUCGAAGAAAAGGUUUCCGAUGAGAUAAGCCAUGUUAAAGCAAGAGAAAUCAUUGAGGAUCGUACAGAAACCGGUAGUUCUAUCACGGUACAUAGAACAGAACAGUCGGUAUUAAGUUCUACUACGGAGAACCAGCACAAAAACGAUCGCUGCAUAUCGAACAACGUGUCUGUGAAAGAUGAAAAUAUUGAUUCGGAAGAUUCGUGUUCAAAUGCGGAGACCUCAUCAUUAACAAAGCUUACUCAUUCAACGAAAAGUAGUCAAGAAAAUAAUGAAAGUGUAAAUACGAAUUUUGUGAACAUGUCUGGAGCUUCUGAAGCGGAAGAGACAUCUACCAUAGCCGUAAUACCUGCAGACACUAAAAUAGCAUCAAACGAAACAAUAGAAUCGGAGCCAACUAUUAUUACAAAAUCGCUUUCCGAUCCAGAAUGUAAGCGUAGUAGUCCAGUACUACGGUACGCUGCCCUCGGCAAUGACGUUGAUCCGGUUGUCACUAACAAUAGUGGUAACCGUAGUAACGCUAAUAUAGAGAUAGAACGAGCAGGUCAAAAAAUGUCACUACAGAGUAUGGAUGAAAGGAGCAGAUCUACGUCACCCUUGGAGGACGAAGGUGUAAGGAAAAACAAUUGUCCAUUGCCGGAUGGGUCAAGUUCAUGCAUCAAAGAUGUGAAUAUAUUGAAUAGAGAACGUGAAAUAAAAAUGAAAAAUCUGCCAGAUACACUUAUGAAUGGUGGAAGUUCAGCGGCUUUAACAGGAACGAGUAAGCAUGAUUUUUCUGAUGACGGAUUGGCUGAAAGUGAAUCACUUGGGCGACCAGUACACAAUCAGAAGUUCAGUGAGGAAGACGAGGAGAACAACAAACUUAAUACUACAGAACCAGCGACACAGAGCACUAGUCAUCAAGAAAUGGAGUGUUUAGUGGAAAAACAAAAGACGGCUGAGCGGCUGAUCGCUGGUGGUAAUACAUUAAAACGGCGUGCAUCAGACACUCCCCUGGAAGAAGAAGACGAACAGAGAAGGAGGCGUAUGUCGAGUGGCGAAAUCCAGUCCAAGCAGAUAAAGCUGGAUCAGGGGUUCGGUUCCUCAAAUUCGGCUAGAGACGACAGUCUAUGUGAACCUGUCGAAAACGCGUCUCCUCGAUGUAAAGAUGCAAAUACGCGUGAUCUAUCUUAUUGUGAGCCACAUGGUCCGGCAAUAUCUGCGGCAAUAGUUACUGAUUCAGUUCACAUGAUAAAAAACGAAAAGAGCCAAGAAUCUGAACCAUGCUUCGCCAAUGAGAAGCGAGAUGAGGAAAACAAUCUCAAUAAUUCGAUUGAUUUUGAUAAAUCGUCGCUUUCCGUUGAAUCGUUAGCUGAACAAGACAUGAUGCGACCAAUGACGCCACGUGUACCAAAAGAACUGGAAGAACCUCAAGAGAAUUGUGAAGAUAAAACCCUGGAUGUUGCUGAAGAUGAUCGCGAUAAUCGGUUGGAGGAGGCAGAUGACAAUAGUAGCAGUAGCAACAGUUCCAGUUCAUCGGACAGCACGUCAUCGUCAUCCUCAUCUUCGUCUUCUUCAUCCGAAAGUGAUAGCUCUGGUGAUGAGGCAGAAGCAGGCGAAGAAGAAAUUCUACCCGUAAAUCAAUGUGUUGCGGUACCUGAACAACCGCUUGAAACAGCGACGGCAGAAGUGAACGUUAUGGCUGCUCCGGAACCAAUUCCGGUACAAAUGGCACCUUCCGAUCACGACUCUUCGGAGGAAAGUUCAAGGGAUAGUACAGCGAUGGAAGUGGACGAGUCGGCGGAAUCCGAUGAAGAACGGCCGGGCAACCGGGAGGAUGAAGCCAAAAUUACUCGAAGCGAAGGUUUGAAGCUAUCUAUAUCACUGAAGCGUUCAUCGACUGUUGUGACACCAAGCAGGAGUGAGGAAACGCCAAAAACGGUGUCGAUUGCCAGUUCAGUUCCUCCACCUUUGCAGCCGGUUGAUUUCAGUAAUAUACUGAAAAAGGGUUUACUGUUAAAUGAAAGUAAGGAACUUAUCAAGAUCGACUAUAAUCAAGUACCUGUGAUGAAUUAUUCGCAACAGGUCGCGUCUCCUGGUGAGCCUGCGAAAAUUCGACCAUUGCUAGAAAACGUACCGGUACAGCAACUACAGUAUCGUACAGCGUGGAACAUCGAUGGUGGUGUGUCGGCUGGCAAUAUUUUAAAGAACACACUGAUGUCGAAACAUUUAAGCAGCAUAGGUCAUGGUGGCAAUUCAGUUUCGUUACUGAACACUCCAACUCAGGACGAAUCAUCAGAUACGAUGGACGAAGAUAAUCGUUUGGUGAUAGCGGAAAAACAGCGCCGCUAUCGAAAGAAGAAUAGCAAUAACCAACCACCAGUAAAUGCUGCGAUGAACCAGAUGAACCCAAAUUUUUACCCAUUUCAACAAGGCCAGCCAUAUUAUCCACAUGUUCCUGAUACGGUACAGAAUAACGUACUCGUUUCGAAAAUCUCAUCAAACACUAGUUUACCGACCAGCGGUGUAUUCGGCGAUCAAAUGCAACAAUUGCAUAACCAGACGUUUCCUCCCUAUUCCACGUUUCCUGAUGUUGAGGCGGAUAGAUUACUCCAGCCCAUUAUCAGCCCAACGAUACACCAGCACACCAAGGCGAAAACUACGAAAGCAAGCAAUAACAAGCGGACGGUGGAACGUAAAAAGAGGAAUCAAUCAAAGCCUGUAGUUGGUACAGUUAGCACAGUGGGCGAUAAUUCCCUAACAGAUGCAGCAUCUUUACCGUAUCCGAUGGUUUCUAAGCAUUUGACUAAGUCGGGAAAAACAAACGAACCUGUUUAUCAGCAUCAGCAGUCACAUCAAUCUACGAUUUCGCUUUCUACCAACCCGUCAGGUUUUCGGAGUAAAAUCAACACCAACAUGCUACCCGAAUCAAUAGCAAAUUCCCAACAGGUUCCAGCGGUCCCACUAUCAGAGAAGAAGAAGGAUAAGAAAAAGGUGUUCCUUUGUUCGCCUUGCGGCACUCAUUACGAGAAUUGGAAUUUGUUCCUGCAUAUGCGAGAGGUACACCGGAAGCACAUUUGUCUGUACUGCUUGGGUAUUUUUCAAUCGGCGGAACGGUUGGUGAAUCAUCUCGGAACAAAGCACGGUGUAUUGAAAAAGCAUCACGCCAGUAUAGAGGAAUAUUUGCAACAGCGGUAUCAUGAUGAAGAACGAAAAGGACCAUUUAAUGGCAGCCUACAUUCGCAGGCAUAUGGUUCGGAUUACAAAAUCGAACAUCAACCGUUUUAUCUAAUGUGCUCCCGAUGUGAGCAUAUGUUCGAAAGCACCACCAAUAGUUUGCUGGAAAUCCGUGGACACGAUUGUGGUAACUAUCUAGAAACAUGCAGCAAUUGUGGGCAGCUGAAACAGUCCAAACAUCGGUGUGAUGGAACGAACGGCACUGUAACCAGCGGCAAAAAGAAAACCCUAAAAAAGACCAGUUUAGGAAUCUCGGCACCAGAAUCACACUGCAACGGUCCUUUUGCGUUUGACGGAAGCAGCACGAAGGCGAAUGGGAAUGUGUUGGGAGGUGGCGGCAUAGUUACCAGUGAAGCUACACCAUCAAAGGGAUCGCUUACAAAAGGUACCGGUAAAUCUUCGAGCAGGAAAAAACAACCAUCAUCAGCACAGCAUAUUGCUUUGCCACAGGAAAAAAAUCAGCAGCAGCUCAUGGGUAGCUGUAUUUUAGAAACACAAUUGCUCCGUGAUGUCAAAAGUGUACUGGAACAGGCUUCAAGCGAUAUGACGGGGCACGUGGCUGGUCUUCAUCCUGAGUUAAGCAAUUUUGAUCCUGCACAAAAUCAACGUACCACACCAAGCUAUGCACAUUUGCAGAGCCGUCCUUUGUUAAAUGGAAGUGUUUCUCAUCAGACGGAAUAUAUGGCACCAGUCAAUACUUCGACUCUUUUGUCUAAUGAACCGGUCACAACUGUCAGCACAUUGUUGCCACCUGUAGAUCAGCAAGUGAGUGAACCGCCAACGCCAGUAGUUACUCCUUUAGUGCCAAAGUUGAAGGUGAAAAUACCAAUUCAGUAUCUUACGCCGAUGGAGAGCGAAGAAUCCUCCGCUGAAAGUGACGACGAGGAAGAAGAGGAUGAGGAAGAGAAUGAAGAAGCGGAAGAUAAUGAAACAUAUGAAGAGGAAGAGGAAGCAAAUGAAGAGAUAAAAGAAGCAAAAGAGGAAAAUGAGAUCAAUGAUACUGUAGAAAAAGAAAUUGCAGCAAGUAGCGCAAUUAAUCAUUCGGAAACAUCAGCACAACAUCUUGUAGAGCAUGAACAACCAUUUGUCGAAAGCAAAAGCGACAACCAGCAUGAAUUGAAUCAGGCUUCAAAAUCACUUGAAAAUCUGGCAGAAGUUGCGGAAGACACAGUACUGCAGGAACCAGUUCCAAUGGAUAUCGAUGAAAGUCUUAUGAUAGAACGAAGACGAGAUGUUCCAACUAGAACAUCGCUUGAUCUAAAACCCUCGCUUGAAGUUGUUCCUUCUUUAGAAGAACCCUCCACAGUAGGAACAGAUAGAAAUGCGCCUGCGGAACAGCUGUCCAAUAGUCUGGAUGCUGAAAAGGGAGAUCUGGAAAAAUUGGAACCGGUUAAUAUUUUAACGAAUUCUCUUAAAAAUGAGACCAACGCAAGUGCAGUAUUCGAUGACGAUGGGAAAACAGAAAAGACAACUGCAAUGAACGAAAGCACAGAACAAUCGAUGACUGGCGAGGUAAGGUGUGAUUCAGCAUCAACUGUUGAUGAAUUUGGGACAUCCGGCAGUACUCAUCCAACCGACGCUUGUGCUGCAAAAGACCAAAUGGUCAUUGCCGAUAGUGACGCUCAACUAUUCACCCUUUCGCUAGAUGAACCUCUUGACCGCAUCUCUAUCCGAGAGUUUCUUAGGAUAUGUCUGCGUGAAACGGUUCCAUUCUGUCUGUAUUGCAACCAUGCCCGUCGUAUAGCCGUUAAUGGACGUCAGCUGGUCCUACACAUCAUCGCCAUGCAUCGGUUCCAGGCAACGGUCAACAGUAUCACGGGUGAAGAAUUGUUGCCCGAGACGAUUCUACAGCGUUUUCUUAACUCACUGGACGAGCUGGAAGCGGACCGUGCCUAUCUAAAUGUGGAGACCUUCGAUAACUCGUGGACGGUGGAGCAACGUACUGCGGUACCGUUUGUGAAGGUUUUCGAGUGUUUCCAGUGCCGCUUCGUAACGGUGGUGCACAAAGAACUGUACCUGCACAAUCGCAAGAUGCAUCAAAAGUCCGUGCUACUCUGUCUGAUGUGUAAAGGUAACUUUUUCAGCUACAGCGAACUACUGUGCCACAUGUGCCCGGGAGUAGCUAAUCACACUACCGCCUUGGAUUAUGUUUUUCGAUGCUGCGUGUGCAAUGUGGAUGGAAUUCCAUCCGCGUUUCGAUUAAUGGUGCAUCUGCGCAAACGGCACUACACCUGUGACGUUUGCUUGGAGGAGUGUCUCGAUCAGAGCCGCCUCUCGAACCAUGUGUGGAAGCAUAAACUGCAUCACCUGUGUUAUCGGUGUGGCAUCGGCUAUCGCAACAAGGCGGACAUAUUGAAGCAUCUGUUCUGGAAACAUGGUACAGAGGGUGUGUUAUGCAAGCGGUGUCUGCAGAAGAAGUGGCCCCACGUAUAUCAUUUCUGCGUUCCACCGGCUCAAUUCGUCUGCGAGGUAUGCCAGGCAACGUUUAAUCGCUCAGUAGCGUUAAAAGUGCACCGACGCCUGCACAAUGGUGAUGCUAAGUAUCCCUGUACUGAGGAUGGCUGUGAGAAGCGGUUCAUUUCGAAGAAGCUCUUGCUAAAGCACGUUGAACGGCAUUAUGUUGAAAAAACCGAGAUGGAAAAAGAGCAAAUCAAUAUCAACAUGGUAGAAAAUCCCCUUCCAAACGAUGACGAGGAAGCAAACGAUGUAAAACUAUCAUCGAACGAAGAUGCAGAGUUAGCGGGCGAAUUGAAAGAAUCGUCCAAUAUAGAUGCAGUAAAGACCGAACCACAAUUGAACCAUAUGGAGGAAAAUGUCGCUAUGAGCUUGGAGAAUCCAUCUUCGGAAGGGAAGUGUAACGAUGACGUUGGUGGCGAAUUAAACGACCGUUCUACGACAGAUUUAGCUGAGAAAGGAACGAUUAAAAGGGAGGAAACAGAAGAAUCAAAUAACACACUACUGCAGGAUCGCAAACACAACAACGAUGAAGAAAAUAACAAAGAGCAAGUACCAGGCACAUUAGCUGGAAAGGAAACUGCAACAGAUUACGUUACCACUGCCGAUGGUGCCGCAACAACAACGGACACGAAAGAUUUAUCAACACCGUUGAAGAAAUCCAAGAAAAAGCGAAAAGCUAAGGAUGACGAUAAGUCUGUAGUUGAUCUGAUGAAUUUGCCCGCUUUGAACCUUUCCGAGAGUGACAGUAGUGAUGAUUCGGAUAACGAAAAUUCUAAUGCUAGCUUGAGCUCCAGACGCUUUAUGGAUGUAACUGAAGCAGAAGGAGGUGAUCAACCGGAUGAUCUUAUGGAGUCUGUGCAAUUGUCAAAGACGGAAAGUGCUAAUGCUAUGGAUGUGGAGGAGAAUGUGAACGAUCAUGAUAAACCAGAAGACAGUAUCCCGCUACGACUGGAGAACGAAGCAAACGUAGAUGACGUUACAGAGCAACAAGAAAAUGCAUCUCAAGAGUUAACUGUUUCGUUGGAUCCGAUUGCAAAUAUAUGGAACAAUUUCAAACGCUAUCAGGCCAACCAUCGUACCGCCAGUCGGAAGCAGUCCGCAGAUGAAGAGCAGCGAUUAGAGGACGAAAUGGUCGAACGGAUGUUGAAAAGUACGAUUCUUCACGUUUCACAGUCGGAUCACGAUUACUGUAUGAUGUUUAAGCCCUUCACAUCGGAGGCAGAGCUGGAAGCGGAAUUACAAACCAAACCCCCGCAGGAGUCGCUUCUGUUGAAAGGAAAUCGCAUAUUUGAAGAAAGUACUGAUGAAGCACGCCCAACACCGGAAAUGAAGAACCGUGGUUCCAACAAACGCAAAGAUCAAUCGUCGGAUAGCGAAGAUAGCAGUGAUUCUGAUUCAAGCUGCGAGUGUGGCUCGAAUUGUAGUUGCAGCUCGAGUUCCAGCAACAGUUCCAGCUCCAGCUCGGAUGAUUCGGACAGCUCGGAUAACGAAGAUGCGAGGAAAGGAAAAAAGAAGACGCCCAUUUCUGAUCACUCCAAGAAGGAUGAAGAUGUCUCUGGAUUAACGGGCGCCGAAGUUCAGACAGAGCAAGAGGAAGUAGAAGAACUGCCACCACCAGAACCGGUUGAUCCGGACAGUGUGAUUGUGGACUCGGACUUGUACACGGAUGAGUCAGAAACAGACGAAGAAUUUUACGACGAACAUCCACAAAAGCUUGCCAAUCAACUGCUGGCAGAAAAGCGCCGUCAACUGCUGGCACAGACAGGUGCAUCGAAUGCCAUGAUGAACUACGGCAUGGUUGAAAAUAGUCGGCCAUCGACACCCUCGCUUCCGCCGGAGGAGAUGGUGCAAGGGAAGAAAAAAAUCAAACCGAAGAAACGCAAACGCGACCGGAAGUCUUCGAAACGCUUAAUGUCACCGGCGAGUGCAGUCGUAGAACAAUCGGUGCCGGUCACCACUACAGUCGCAACACCCACGAUGGAUGUUGCGUCCUAUAUACCCCAACAUGUUGCUUACCAUUGGCCAGCAGGUGAGCAGCAAAUAUCUAAUUAUGCUCAGAACGCUUUCAUCGAUGCAAAUUCUUCGAAUAUUGCUCUGCCAGCAGUUCCACAUCUUCAUCAGCAGCCGUUAAUACCCCCAGUGAUGGCUCCUUUAGAGACACCGCCCAUGCUGUCGUCGACAGCUGUGCAAUCCGUACAGCCAACACAAGCCGCUAAUGAUAUGGGGAAAAUCAGUGCCCCACGUCUUAGCACGGGCAACAGUUCGGAAUCGGACGCGCCGUUAAAGCGAUCGCAACGUAGUCGAAAGCCGAACAAAUUUUAUGGAUAUACGAGUGAUGAUGAAAGUGCGGGCACCUCGUUACCCCUUCCAUCGGGCAUCACACUGUCGACGAAUCCGGAAAAGUCGAUCCUUUCACUGAUGAAGCCAACACCACCACCGAACCUAGUGUGGAGCAAGGAGGAUCUUCCAUCACCUCCAACCAAAUCCAGCAAGACGACAGGGAGCGGGGCUGGCGGUAGUAGCAAGGUGUCAUCCGCUCAACGGCGCAGUGUCGAUCAUCUGACACCGGUAUCGUCGCGUAGAAACUCUGGUACUGGUAUGUCGCAGGACGAGCUAAGCGUUGUGCCGCCUACGAUAGCGCUGAUCGAACAGCAACCGAUCAUCUAUCCACUGCAGAUACCAACGACAAUGGUUAGCACCUUGCUACCAGGGUCGGAUGUAACUACACCAACCGCCCAAAAUCAUCCUCCGCUCCCGAAAUUGAAACUGUCGCUAGGCAAAAAAGCUUCCGUUGCCACCGUUACACCGAAAGGUGUAAAGCAAGCUAGUACUAGCAGGCGCCGCAAGCCAACGCCCAAAACACCGAAAGUGAAAACGCCCAAGUCUGCACCCCCGGUGGUUCCAAAUUUGCAAACUUCAAUGACACUACCGAUGACCAGCGUAGGAUCGGGACCGCUGUCUGCUCCACUCGUACCAUCUGCAGGCGCCUUGUAUCAAGUACCAUCCGUAGCAGAAUCACGACCGAAAAUUCCACCUAUCGGAUCGUUUCCCAGCAUACAGACGAACCUGUUCCGACCGAAUCAGAUCCGCGUACCGGCAGGAUGGCGUGCGCCGAAGGAGGGCGAAUCCGUGUACUGUUACUGCCGCGCUCCAUACGAUGAGGUAUCGGAGAUGAUCGCCUGCGAUGAUGACAACUGUCGCAUCGAAUGGUUCCACUUCGAAUGCGUCGGUAUCAUUAUGCCACCGAAGGGCAAGUGGUACUGUCCGGACUGUAAGCUCAAGCAGGUCCAGUCGGGAGUGGUGAUGCCGUCGGACGUCGAAGGUGAGCAGGAAGCGUCGAAAAGUUCAACGCUAUUCCCGGCUGGAGGUGGAGAUCAGGGAAUGUCUUCCUUAGCAGUAGCGACGUCAACCAAUGGGUCCAGCUUAGCACAACCAUCUUCUGCCUACAGCCACUGGGGUCAACAGCCAUAGUUUGAAGGUCGGAUAUGCGUGGUAGCGCUAGAAAUAAACACGCUUAUUAAGUAAACUACAAGGAUCGACGAGUAUGUUGCGCGCGCUGUAUGGCGAGCCUAGCAUUCGUUGUUUAGCUUUAUGAUUUGUGGUAUGUUAGGCUUAGACUAGGCUAAGAGCUACUGUACUUUUUGUGGUAGGGCGAUUGGCUUAUGAUACACGUAGUUACGAUAGUGUAGCAUUAUCGGCAAUAGAUCGCUACUGUUGGAACAUGAUGAGACGAGCAAACGGGAAUGUGGAGAGCAAGCGGCGCCAUACCCAGUAACCACCAUCCUUGUGCACCUGUUUCAUGGUAGUGAUUUAACAGACACAGCAUUCAUUGUAGCUAUAUAUAUCUGUGUGUGUGUGUGUGGAUGUGAGGCGCGUGUGUGUGUGAUAUAGCAAUUCCUAGCAGAGUGAGAUGGUGAAGAAAAAAAAACAAAACAAAAAACAUGGCGUUUACUUAUAUUGCGUGCACUGAACAGGGAAAAGAAACACUAAAAAAAAAUAACAAACAUAAGCGCUACUGAAAUAGUGUGAUUACGAAGGAAAGUAGGUACUAGCAUGCGGAGCUGUAUGAUCGUUGUUUCAAAAUAGUUUCCUUUUUAUUCCUUUCGAUUUGCUCCCUUACUGCACUGACAAAACACGGCAAGAGCGAUAGUUGGGAGUCAAAGGAAUAAUGUUUGAUCUCUGCGCACUGAUUUAGUGAGGGAAUAAAUUUAUGAAGCCAACUUU